Messenger RNA from Ostrea edulis (European flat oyster), 903 nucleotides. RefSeq lists its product as uncharacterized. The transcript has 3 exons. The record is from RefSeq and is a predicted model, not a curated record. NCBI's taxonomy places the organism in Eukaryota, Metazoa, Mollusca, Bivalvia, Ostreida, Ostreidae. Bases 394 to 888 code for a protein of 164 amino acids.
GGAAAGGUAAACCCUCUACCCAUAUUUUUGAUGUUGACUGACAAAGCCUUAUGAACGGCCAUCAGGUUGAUUCGCGCAUGUGUUCUAUAACAGCAAAGAUAGUUUCUUUCAAUUAUUUUAUUCACCCAUGUGAUUUCAUGAAAGCAUCCUGCUGUAUUUGACAUCAAAUAAACGGAAUUACACAACGUAGAAUACAUUUAUACUGAAAUCAAUUUCUCUUUCCGUCAGGUAUAUUUGAUCGAUUCUUUGUAAAUGGUGCGCCGGUCUGGUCGUAACCUAGCGAAGCUUUGGAAAUAUAACCGUGGUACCAUACGCUAAUUACCAACAACAGAAGGAAGACACCAAAGGGUCUACACAGAAUGAAACAUCUGAAACAGUCCUAUAUGCCCUGAAAUGGACCAACAUGUCCGAAGUGUGAAAAUGGAAGUACGAUUUCAUCAGUUAUGGAUCAUUACCUUAUAUCUGUACAUACACGCAUCUAGUUUCAUGUACACAGUGUCAGAGAGUGCUACAAUAUACAAUGAAGAUAUCGGAAAUUUGUCAUGUCACAAAUGUGAAGACAUAUUCAAACAAUGGGACCCCUACACCGUGUGUCAGAUCCAACCCAACACCACGCCGCUCGUGCCCUGUCUCAAGUCAGAGGUCUACUGCAUGGUGGAGCGAAUUUCUAUAAUGGGUCUGACAACUAGCAUCAAACGAGAGUGUGCAACCGAUUGUUUCUACGGCUGCAGAUCAAAAAACUUUGGAGUCACCACAGAUACGUGUACCUCAUGUUGCCAGACCACGGGAUGUAACACAGGCAAUGCAGCGGACGCUAUCAGUCAAUCAAAGUACUGUCUGCUUACGUCAUUUCCUAUUGUACUUUCAUUAAGACAUAUUCUGCAAUAAAUAUUUUUUUAUUCA